AUGGACACUGAAGUUUUGUAUUGUCGCUGGCAAAAUUGCAACAAAGGCUUCUCGGACCCUGAGCUCUUGUACAGUCACCUUACGAACGACCAUGUUGGUCGAAAAUCCACUGGCAACCUUUGCUUGACUUGUCACUGGGAGAAUUGCGAUGUCUCCGUAAUCAAACGAGACCACAUUACUAGCCAUCUACGAGUUCACGUUCCUCUCAAACCACACCAUUGUAGUUUUUGCAACAAGUCGUUUAAACGGCCUCAAGAUUUGAAGAAGCAUGAAAAAAUCCAUAGUGAAGAGCAUGUUUCUUCGUUACGAAGUAACCAAGCACGACAAGAACAGCAGCAUCCAAUGACACCGCCCGAUAUUGCAUUAUCACCAGCUUCUUCUUCUUCUUCUUCGACCGAACCCCACCUGCAACAUCCUUCACCUCCUUCACGCAACACACCCAUCUCGCCACCACAAAGCACUUAUUCUGAAGAUAGCUGGAUGCAUCCAUCGCCAAUCACCGAUGCCUGCGACAAUUUUGCUGCUCCUCCCCACAUGAAACAGACUGGCUUUGACGGCGCAGACCAGUAUCAACUGAUUGCGGGCCUGAUCCCUGAUGAGCCUAACAUGAAGGCCGAGUACAAUCAGGAUAUUGCGAAUCGAUUGUCCAUGCUCGAGAACAUGAUGGGUGGUAACAAUGCCACCAUCAGUCCGCAAAACAUGAAUCUGGAUAUUAUGAAUGACCAACAGCUGGCAGACAUCAAUGCAUGGCUCGCACGACUUUCUGGCAGCAUUCCGCCGGACCAGCAACAACAACAACAACAACAUCAUCAUCAACAUUUACAACAUCAGCCCCAUCCGCACCAUCAAGUGACGCCGCCUCCGGUGGACCAUAAAAUGUUCCAACAAGAAGAACAAUGCCUGUAUCAAAACAACUAUUCCUACUACGAGACACCAGCACCGUCGUCGUGCUAUACCACCCCACCGCCCACCACCACCGACAUCAUGCUUCAAUCGUUUAACGACCAGCCGCAAGACAUGGGCAUGCUGUAUCCACAAGCGGCUCAACAAGCAGCAGCAGAACAGGAUAUGUAUGUCCGAUCGCAUCCUGUAAUACCAUCCACCACUACUGCAAUGGAUACCAACAUGAUGGGUUACUACGACCCACAACAACAACAACAACAACAGCAGCAAUUUGAUCUGCAGUUCGGGUACCCAGCAGCACCAGCAGCGACGAUGGAGACCGCAGCGCCCCAGGUAGUACCGGUACAACCACAACAAGAUCCAUUAGCGGGCAUGACGGGUCUACGCCAUCAUUACACCACAAUGCCCGAUAUCACUGCCCAACACUUUGCACCAAACGUGCAUACCGCCAUGAACUUUACCAGUGGUAAUAGCGACGAGAAGCGUGGACUGAAGAAGAAGGAGGACGGCGUCAAGCCGACCAAGGCCAAUCGGGUCUCCACAGAAAACAAGAAGCAGAUGGCAACGCUGUUCAAUGUAUUUACCAGUGUUGGCGAGCCUGUCCAGCGCAUGGCCAAGGAAGAAGCAGCAAAGAAGAAAGAAGAUGAAUCGCGAGACAAGGAGGCUCAAAAGGAUGAUGACAACGACGACGACGAACAAACCAAGAAGGUGAAGAAACAGCAAGACGACGAAAAGAAGAAAAAGAGCAGAGAGGUUAUGGACUUGUUAGCAAGCGACUUGUCGACGCUGGAUAUCAAGUCAAACAAGCCGAGCAGUAGCAGUGUCAACGGUUUAUACCCUGGUAGCAGCAGUAGCAGCAGCAUUGGUCAGCAGCAUUCACGACAACGGCCGCAAUCUCCACCGAACCGAGUACAGCAACGACGAAUGCAGCAAGGUACAGCAACAGCAGCAGUCGUAAACAAGCAACAAGAUGUGUCGUUGCAUUCGACGAAUGAACGGCAUCGUGUUUUAAUCGAACAGAUUAGAGAUUGGGUGAAUGAGAGUUAUGCGAUGAAGAUGAAGAAGAAGAAUGACGCAACAAGAAGCAGAGCAAGAGGAACGACGGGAACGACGACAGCACAGCCGGUGCACUAG
Zychaea mexicana is the source of this 2037-nucleotide messenger RNA. RefSeq lists its product as uncharacterized. The record is from RefSeq and is a predicted model, not a curated record. Gene Ontology annotation, biological process: positive regulation of transcription by RNA polymerase II. The transcript is spliced from 4 exons. Gene Ontology annotation, cellular component: nucleus. Gene Ontology annotation, molecular function: zinc ion binding. The coding region runs from base 1 to 2037 and encodes 678 amino acids. NCBI's taxonomy places the organism in Eukaryota, Fungi, Mucoromycota, Mucoromycetes, Mucorales, Lichtheimiaceae.